This is a messenger RNA of Pochonia chlamydosporia 170, 1140 nucleotides long. Its product is annotated as nucleoside hydrolase. Gene Ontology annotation, molecular function: purine nucleosidase activity. Gene Ontology annotation, cellular component: cytosol. The transcript is spliced from 4 exons. The record is from RefSeq and is a predicted model, not a curated record. NCBI's taxonomy places the organism in Eukaryota, Fungi, Ascomycota, Sordariomycetes, Hypocreales, Clavicipitaceae. Bases 1 to 1140 code for a protein of 379 amino acids. Gene Ontology annotation, biological process: purine nucleoside catabolic process.
AUGACUGUCUCUGCGGCAUCUCGCGUCCCCGUGUGGUUGGACUGCGACCCAGGCCACGAUGACGCCUUUGCCAUGCUCCUGGCAGCCUACCACCCUCGCAUCAACCUCCUCGGCAUCUCCUCAGUUCACACAACCUGGAAUGCCGCCUCCGUCCUCACAGCCAUCGGCAAAGAAAAAGACGUCCCCCUCUACCGCGGCGCCGUCAAAGCCCUAGAACGCCCUCCCGCGCACGCCCCCGAAGUCCACGGCGAAUCCGGCCUCGAAGGCACAUUCCUCCUCCCCAAGCCAGAAUGCGAGCCCGUCGACAAGGACGCCGUCGAGGCCAUGUAUGAAGCUCUCAUGGCUCAGCCCAAGGACACGGCAUGGCUCGUCGCCACCGGCUCACUCACCAAUGUUGGCGCUCUGCUCCGCACGCACCCCGAGGUCACGGCGCACAUCAAGGGCAUCAGCAUCAUGGGCGGCUCCUUUGGCGAAGGGUUCUCAGACGCGCCCCUCAGCCAUGUCGAUGACAAGGAUCGCAUCGGCAACAUUGGCCACUGGGCGGAGUUCAACAUCCUCAUUGACCCCGAGGCCGCGGCGGAGGUGUUCCACAACAAGGAAGUGGCUAGGAAGACGACUCUUGUGCCGCUGGAUCUGAGUCAUCAGGUGUUGGCUACGAAUGACGUGCGAAACAUGUUGUUGUACGGGCUGGACGGCAAGCAGGACGGCAAGGGUAAAACAACGUUGCGAGAAAUGCUCGUGGAGUUGCUGUAUUUCUUUGCCUCGACAUAUGCCAACGUAUUCGGCAUCACGGACGGUCCUCCACUGCACGAUCCCAUCGCUGUGGCCGCAGUUCUAAUCGGCACCGCCGACGAGAUCCCCUUCUCAGAAUGGCACGAGAAGAAGAGCACACACCCCAAGCACAACGAACGCUUCAAUGUCACCGUCGUCACAGAAGGCACCUUUGAGGAAGCCAAAGCUGGUACCACACAGACGGGCCGCACCAUCGCCAAGGUGCUUCCCGCUGGAGAAGAAGGCGUCAGAAUACCCCGAAGCGUAGACGUCCCGCGGUUCUGGCGUGAGAUUGAAGCGUGUGUCUCACGCGCCGACGAAGUGAACAAGAAGAAGGGCAAGACAUUCUGGGAAGAGUACAGACCAUGA